Molecule: messenger RNA, 2116 nt
Organism: Cololabis saira (Pacific saury)
Lineage: Eukaryota; Metazoa; Chordata; Actinopteri; Beloniformes; Belonidae
Gene: vamp8
Product: vesicle-associated membrane protein 8 (endobrevin)
Exons: 3
Coding region: 176-541 (121 amino acids)
Biological process (GO): vesicle-mediated transport; SNARE complex assembly; vesicle fusion
Cellular component (GO): SNARE complex; plasma membrane
Molecular function (GO): syntaxin binding; SNAP receptor activity
Source: RefSeq, a predicted model, not a curated record
GAGGCAAAAAAAGAAAAGACAGAAACCAGGAAGUUGGAGCCAGCAGGAGCCGCAACUUCCUCGGUGGAGUAUGAAGUUUUGAGUUUAUGUCUUUUAAACGUUUUUAAAUCAAAACGUCGGCUCCAAAGCCAGUUUAUCCACCGGUUAAAGGUCGGACUACUUCGUUUGCACCAAGAUGGACAUUGAUCCCGAGCGGGGAGGAGUGGAGGAAGCACCGGAGGAGAAGGAUAAGGUGCAGAACUUGAGAGAUCAGGUCGAUGGAGUGAAAGACAUCAUGACGCAGAAUGUGGACCGGAUCCUGGCCCGAGGAGAGCGGCUGGACGACCUCAUGGGCAAGUCAGAGGAUCUGCAAGCAGGGGCUCAGCACUUCAAGCAGACGUCUCAGAAAGUGGCCCGCUCCUACUGGUGGAAGAACGUCAAGAUGAUCGUGGUCAUCGUGGUGGUGGUCGUCAUCAUCAUUCUCAUCAUCGUCCUGCUGGCCACCGGAGUCAUUCCCGUCAGUUCCCCAGUGCCUGCAAUCACUCCCACAAAAACACCCUAGACACGCAAGAACAAAUGAUGUACAAAGGGCCGCAAUGAAAUCAUAAACAAACACUUCCUGAUUGUACAGUUAACAAAAUAAUAUAUAGUCUCUAGCAAAUUACUGUUUUCUGGUAAAAUGUUUAAUACUCCUUUUGUUUCCUCUGGUUGCUUUCAUGCUUUGAUUAAGGCACUUUAAUGAGAAAUGUUAUUGUGAAACCCUUUUAGACACAAUUGAAAGCGGAGUCAUUUUUGAACAAGAUUCUCUGACUCCACUGUCCUAAAAGGAAACUGUCUACUCCUCCAUCAACUGCAUCAUUAAUACCUCUGAAAUGCAGUCCUUCCAUGUUCGACCAUGAAAAACAUUAAUGCGAACUCCUCCAGUGUUUUUUGUAUACACCUUAUGUGGAAUGUCGUCAGUAAUGUUCAACUUUAUAAAGACCUGCGUGUAAAAUUUACACACAAGGGUUAAAUGUUACUAUUUGUUAGCCCGUUUUAUUGAAAUACUUCUGGUCUCUUUACAUUCAGAUUGGCCAGAGAAUAACAGUUAAUUGAAUGUGCACACAUAGUAGAUGCAGAGUCAGCUCGGGAGCAUAUGUUACUUAUCUGAGGGAAGUGGCGUUUAAGAGGCUGAAGUGUCAGCAGAGAGCGUCGCGUGAACCCAGAGAUGUCUGUUAUCUGGGUUGUGAAAUGUAACCGACACCAAGUACACUUAGAGAACUAUUCAGUUGUUUGGCUGUGAAGUGCGAGGGCCUGUGCACGCAUUUCCUCACCACACUUUUUUCUUUUUUAUACAAACCCACACACGCUCAUUAGAAGCCUAGCACUUGGAGGCCAAAACAGAGUUCUCAUACUGUGGCUGUAAGGAGACUGUUGGAGCUUCCCUUCACGGCGCCCCCUGCUGGCAGCCCGGCAACCAGUCCCCACCUGGAACUUCAGUUAUAGUUCGGAAAAAUGUUUCUGUUUUCUUCUUUUUCUUAUUAAAUUUGGAGAGAUGUUUAGUCCCACCUCUUCCUUCUGUUACAGCACCAGUUUGGCUGAAGAAAGGGCUUCAAAUGAUGAACUGUAUAUAGUCAAAGUAUUCUCACCCAUCUGUAUAUUUGCUUCAGCCAUCAACGACUUUCGGUGAAAGCGUCUGUUAAUUCGAGACAGUUGAUACUUUAUUUGAGAAUAUUAAUUUGAUGAAUUGGAUAUAAUUUCUGUAUAAGUGGAUUAUCCAGACAAAGUAAUGAUAAAAUGAUCGCGCUGCACUUUCUGUGCUGGUCGAUGUCUCUGUUUUGAAAAUGAGUCUGUCAGAACAAACUCUCCAUCAUGUAUGAGUUUGUAUUUAGUUUCUCUUCUGUCUCUGGUGGUUCUGGGGUGCAGCAGUGUCUUAACAGCUGUAGGAUGGCUCGGUACCUGCAGGCUGCCGUGUUUGUCACUUUGUAAAAGGCUUGUCCUCCAGAAUCACCUCCCACUAAAUGAAAUACCAGAUGGCUGUACAUCCAUUCUGCAAUGGAACGGUUUCAUUUGCAGGUUCAUCAAGGGUUUGUGGUAUUUAAUGGAUUUUAAGGUCUGGUGAAGUAAAUAUGUAAUAAAUAGUAUUUAUGACAGCUCA